AUGGCCAUGGCCGCAGAGGGCACGGAGCAGGAGCCCGUCGCCGAGGCCGAGGUCGCGGCCGCGUCGCCCACGGAGAAGAGCCCCGGCGACCAGACGACGGAGCUGGACAAGAAUGCGACGGAUGAGCCCGCCGUGGCUCCCACCGGCGAGAUCGAGCCGCGCGCGGAUCCCGAUGCUCAGACGACCGUUACCGACUUUCUCGACUUCACCGAGUACCUGCCCUCCGACAUCGUGCGAUCCCUGACCCUCAUCGGCAAGCUCGACGAGACGUACGCCGAGUCUUCGCUCAGGGUCGAUGAAUUGACGACGGCAUGGGGCCGCCUACCUGGCGUAGCCGCCCACGAGAGGCCGGACCCGGUCAAGCUGCGCGCCGACAUCUCGGAGCACCUGGACCGCGCCGUCAGCUCCAGGGUCUUUGCGCACGACGAGGCCGUCCGCAUGUCCGAGAAUGUCAACCGCCACUAUAACAAAGCCAAGUUGCUACUCUCGAAGCUGCAGACAAUGAUGGACAACUAUCCCGCCGAAGAGCCCAAGAGCCCCGUCGCCUCCAAAUCGCCGCAAAUGACGCGAGCGAAGCUGACGGUCCGGGCGACGGGCGAGGACGGCAAAAAGAUCCCUCGGCACAAGAUACCACGAAUCACCGUCCCCGGAGAAGUAUUGGCGCCGUACGAUAUUGAGUACGACACUUGCAGUGACGACAGCGACAUAAGCUCCGACUCCGAGUCCGAUAUUCCAGCCACCGGGCGAAGGACGCCGGCGCCGGCGCAGCGCAUCAAGUUGAUUUCAAACAAGACCCCGAAAUCGGCAAGCAAACCUCCGCGCCCGCAAUACAGCACGGCUGCCAUGAACGCUGCGGCGGCGGCGAACGCGGCGGCGCUCCUCAAUCCACCCCCAGAAAACGCAGUGAUUGGCAGCGCCGACGCGCCAUGGUUGCAGCUGACGCACUAUGAACUCGCUAAACUGCGGAAACGCAUGAAGAAGAAUGCUACGUGGACGCCUAGUGAGACCAUGGUUGCGCGGGAGCUCAAGGCACUCGGCCGAGGACCAGACGAGUACCGAGACGCUAAGAAGAAGGCCGAGGACGAAGGCAAAACCUUCAACCCAACGGUUCCAACUCUAGUCAUUGACGAUGAGUCGGGCACGCCACAGCUGCCAGCCGGGGCGCUGAGCGCGGACUCGGUCGGAUCUGAAGAGCACCCGACGAGUAAUAGGGGCAUGAAGCUUAACGAGGCUAAGAAGCUCAAGAGGGAGGCCCUGGCGAAGCUCGCGGCUGAGGAGGCCGAAGAGUCUGCCCGGCAGAUGGCAGCGGCAGCGAAGCUGUUUCUGGGAGCCCCAAAAUCGGAGAACUCCAAGGAUGACACCCCCUCAGGCAAGUCGCGGGCGAAUUCGCGAUCCAACGGCAAGCGGAAGCGGGAAGGUGAAGGUGAAGCAGUCGAGGGAACGGAUCGAGGCGAGACGCCUCCCCGUCCCCUGCCCAAGCGCACCAAGACUGAGACUCCGAUCCCGCCGCCGCAGCCUAUGCUUGGCCACAACGCGGCGCCGAAUGCCGACGGCAGCGCAAACGGCCCUCUGCUUACCCCGGGUGGCUCUGUAGUGACACAGCUGGAGACGCCGGUACCGAUACCAAUGCCUCCACAAAGCUCCGCGAGAUCAGCGGCGUCCCCGUCAUCGAAUGCCUCGAACGCCGGGAGCACAAUCACGACUACUAUACCUGUCAAACCGCCGGCUUCAGAAACACCCGUACCCCUCCCCAGGACGGAUCAAAGGAAAACAGUCACGCCUGUGCCACCACCGACUCGGGAAAGCACUAGGCGUGAGACCCGAGGAGACGCGGCGAAGCGGACUCAGCAGCAGACAACUGUGCCGUCUGCAGCUACGGAGCAGAAUCCGGUUAGGGCCGGUUCACGCGGGCCCACGCCGAACGUCACCCCCGUUCCUGAGGCUCAGACCGGCCGACGACCGGGCUCGCGGGGUCAAGCGAUGAGCCAAGAGCCACCGUCCUCGCUAGCUGCCGACCGGCCGCGCCGUGCCAGCACCGCGCGCAACACGCCGGUGCCGGAGUUCAAGCAGCCACAAAAGCGCACGAGGCGACCAGCGCCCGGCGUCGUCAGCACCACUAACAGCGGCGGUAACAGCGCCGUGGGUAAGCGCAAAGCGGCGCCGAGGAAGAAGGCCCGCAUGAAGAAGGAAAAGGGCCAGGUCACGGAGGCGGAGACGGAGAUGGAGGAGGUGGACGACGAGGGCAACCCGAUCGACCCCGACGAGCCCCGCUACUGCCUCUGCAACAGGGUCAGCUUCGGCACCAUGAUUCAGUGCGACAAUGAUAAUUGCAAACAUGAAUGGUUCCACCUGGAGUGCGUGGGCCUGACAGACGUCCCGGCGCGGACGACGAAAUGGUACUGUCCCGACUGCCGCAAGACGCUCAACAUUGGCGAGAAGGGAGAAUCCGGGUCGCUACUGCGCGUGGCGUUUACCGGACCCUGA
Purpureocillium lilacinum is the source of this 2484-nucleotide messenger RNA. The record is from RefSeq and is a predicted model, not a curated record. NCBI's taxonomy places the organism in Eukaryota, Fungi, Ascomycota, Sordariomycetes, Hypocreales, Ophiocordycipitaceae.